Messenger RNA from Ectocarpus sp. CCAP 1310/34, 991 nucleotides. NCBI's taxonomy places the organism in Eukaryota, Phaeophyceae, Ectocarpales, Ectocarpaceae. The record is from the annotation of a GenBank genome assembly.
GCUGUUGCCGAUCGGGCGAUCGACACGGCCCAAGAUAUCUUGACGCACCCCUCACGCGCCUUCAUGCCGGCCGCCAAGAUGAAUCUGCCGCUCACCACUGACGGCAUCGAGGAUCCGUCGUGGCUGCCGGCCACCAAGAAGGAGCGGAUCGUCGUGCUGGGCAUGGCCACGCCACCAGCAAGGUGGUGGUUGAAUUGGCAGCAAAACAAGCGGGAAGAUCGGCAGCGACCGGUGAACCCCGACGAUGCGAGGCUUCUGAUGGAGCUCUCCUACGACAAACUGGUGUACGCCAUCGGAACAGGAACGGGGACCUUCGGGGUCCCGGGGGUGCGAGAGAACUGCUACAUGCUCAAGGAGGCAAGCGACGCGCGACUGCUACGCGCCGCGAUCGUUAACGUCCUUGAGGAGGCGUGCUUGGCCGGGAUGACGGACGAGGGGAAGGAAAAACUGUUGUUCUUCGUGGGUAAGGGGUAUUGUGGUGCGCCGUCACAGAACUUUCAGAACUUUCGAGUUCUGUAAGCGAGCUGUCACAGAAAGUUCGGUAGGGUACUGGGGUCUGUCACAGAACUCACAGAGAAGUUCGGUAGGGUACUGGAUCUGUCACAGAACUCACAGAACUAUAGGGUAUUGUGGUGAGCCGUCACAGAUCUCACAGAACUUUCGAGUUCUGUAAGCGAGCUGAAUGUUCUAUUGGCUGUCCGAUACUCGACACAUAUUAAUAAAGGUUGCUAUGCGCGACGACAUGCAGCGAAACUCUUGAUCAUUUCAUUUGGAAAACCCCAACAACAAACGUCACUAUUCCCCAAAUUCUACUCACGUGUCCCAUUGCCUUCAUGUUUUUGUUGGUGAUGAGGUGCCUCACGCACGCACGCCAUGGCGCUUGCGGUAGAACCGCCCUGAGGGCCGCCGGUGAUCCUUUGUGACCGUCGAUGAAGAACGUCACCUCGCCGAACGAAAGAAGUCGAUGCAUGUGCUCGUUCCCGCAGGUCUG